AUGGUAAAGGCGGACGUCCGGAGGGAUUAUUAUGCAGACUUAGGUCUUGCGCCCAAUGCGGACGCUGAAGAUAUCAAGAAGCAGUUUAGGAAACUAGGUAAGUGGAAGACCGUCGAUUGGUUGCUUGGGUUGUUAUUGAUUUCUCUUAAAUACCAUCCGGACCGAAAUCCUGGCAAAGAGGUGGAAUUCAUUGCCAAGUUCCAAGCCAUUCAAGCUGCAAAUGAGAUUCUCAGCGAUCCUCAACAACGGUUGAGGUACGACACGGACCGCUUACGUGCUGGGUACGGAAAGUACUAUGGACCACCUAAGUCCAACUCCCCUCGAAAAGCUCCCACCAAGAACUAUCCUUCGUCGCCUUCAGCAAAACCUCAAACUGCGAAACCAUCGUUCUCGUCGCGACCGCAGUCAUUCCACAGCGGUCCUUCUUCUGGCGCCCAAAGAUAUGCAAGCUACGCGCGGGCAGCCCCCAAACAACCGUGGGAGAAGAUGCAGGAUGAAGGACAGACACGGGCUGAUGCAUAUCGCGGGUUUCAAGACAUGAAGGGGAACCACACGUCUGGUUGGUCCCAGUUUGACCCUCGCACAGGGCGCUCAGGGUACUCAGGUGCUAUGCCCCGAACCAAUGCCUCUUCUGCGGGUCAAUCGACAAGGCCCAAAUCUGCGUACGAGUAUUUCAAGACAUCUCCCAAGUCAGCUGGUUCAGAGUCCACCCGUGCGCAUUCUACAAAAAAGAAGCAAGGGUUUGCCCCGCGGUCUGCUGGUGGGGAUGAGCCUAUGGCCCCGAACACUUCUUCUUAUUCGAAUGUUCCUCGGAAUGAACGGCCUCAGAUGAGAGAUUUCUUUGGUCCUGCUCCCUCCCCAACAGCUAGAAAGGCUGCUGCAGGUUUCCAGAACCGUGAGGAAAAUUCAAGUACGCCGGAAGUUGAGCGAACAGGUAGCAAGUACGCUGGUACUGGAGGAGAAAGAACCUUCUUCUCGAGUGCCUGGCUCGGGCGCUCUGCAAGUAUGCGUGAAUCACCCGGAAGUCCUAAGCCUCAUGCGCGAACAAACCCACCUAGCCCGACUCCCCCAGAAUCUGGCAGGCAUCGAAGCGCAAGCCCCAAAUUCAAAACUGACCAUAAUCGGAACUAUUCCUCUACAAGUUCAAGCGACACCGACGAGGACGUCGACCCGGAGCACAAGCCCAAGGCGGUUCCCAAGAGCAGGCUUCGGGCUCACCAGAGAUUUGCUAACAUUUACACUCAGCAAAAAUUUAACUCCAGAACUGGACAUGAUUCUGAGAGCACCUCUUCAGCCCGAAACAUGUUUGGAGCUAAAACCGAUGAUCCAUUCGUACAGUAA
Molecule: messenger RNA, 1341 nt
Organism: Aspergillus oryzae RIB40
Lineage: Eukaryota; Fungi; Ascomycota; Eurotiomycetes; Eurotiales; Aspergillaceae
Product: DnaJ domain protein
Source: RefSeq, a predicted model, not a curated record